This is a messenger RNA of Pelobates fuscus (common spadefoot toad), 1730 nucleotides long. RefSeq names its product pleiotrophin (gene PTN). The transcript has 6 exons. Bases 495 to 980 code for a protein of 161 amino acids. The record is from RefSeq and is a predicted model, not a curated record. Gene Ontology annotation, cellular component: extracellular region. Lineage: Eukaryota; Metazoa; Chordata; Amphibia; Anura; Pelobatidae. Gene Ontology annotation, molecular function: growth factor activity.
UUGUUUUAUCUCCUCUUCCUAAAGGACACAGACACACAUUCAGUCUCUGGCUCUGCCUAUUCCACACAGAGAAAGCUUAGAGCAUUCUUUGUGGUCCUAAGUGAACGUACACAUCAGCGCACACAUCAAUGCACACACACACAUCAGCAGGCACAGAGAGGACCUCCGGCAGCACAAAACAAGUUUGCAUCCCAUCGACAAGCACCAACCGUUAGGGAGUCCACUGAGUAGGAUCUACAUUACCCACCAGCCUGGUCACAACAGAAAGGGCAAAACUGUACGGGAAGAGGUGGGACAGUGCGACAGAUUCACAUGAACUGUAUUCUCUGAGAUCAGACGGGGAUUAACACGGACAAGAAGCAAGGAUAAAAGACGAGAACAGUGAAAAGUGUUAGAGCUGGAUUGACAGAAGGUUUAAACUUGGCAAUCAUCGGAACUGCUCCUCCCUUGCGAUCCCUCUGUCUGAAAAGGCUGCUCAGCGAGGUCCUGCAAGAAUGCAUCACCAAAAUGGAAUAUUUAUGCUGGCUAUCUUGUCAUGCCUGUUGGUUUUCACAACCAUAGGGACGGAGGUUGGAAAAAAAGAGAAACCAGAAAAGAAAGCUAAGAAAUCAGACUGUGGAGAGUGGCAGUGGAGUGUUUGUGUACCUACCAGUGGGGACUGUGGAGUGGGUACACGGGAAGGUACUCGAUCUGGAAAGGAGUGCAAACAAACCAUGAAAAUGCAGAAAUGUAAAAUCCCCUGUAACUGGAAGAAGCAGUUUGGAGCUGAAUGCAAGUACCAGUUUCAGGAAUGGGGGGACUGUGAUCCAGAAAAAGGUGUGAAGACACGAAAUGGUAGCCUGAAAAAGGCAUUACAUAAUGCAGAGUGUCAGGAAACUGUUACCCUAUCCAAGCCAUGUGGGAAGAUCACCAAACCCAAACCCCAAGAAUCCAAAAAGAAGAAAAAGGAAGGUAAAAAGCAAGAGAAGCUGAUUGACUGAGCAAGCUUGGACUUGGCGAGCUGAAAAGGAAUGGCUUGAAGAAGCUCCUGCAUUCACAGGGCAACAUAACAUUUUAUUUUCUACCUAGACCUGCGAUCUCCUAGCCCAAUGUUAGGGUAGAGGGGGACAAGCUACUACCUAGAAGGGUUUUGUGAUUGGGGGCAUUUUUGUUUCCUCUUUUUUUUUUUUUUUUAAACCAUAACACUGUGUUAGGUGACAUUGCAGAGAAUGGGAUUUACUUUUUAUUAGAAAUGUAUAUAGUUAAUCGCAGAACAGAGCACGUUUGGUGCUGAUAUGUAGAAAAUGCUUAUUCUCUAAUAGUAAAUAACAGUUGAUGGGAUUUGUAUAUUAUGCCUGUCUUUUGUAUUAUUAUUAAUAUUCCUCCACCUAUACGAGAAUCCAGCAACACCGUAAAAAACAAAUGUAACUUGGCUACUACUAAAGGCAGCACUCAACACGACUUGUAAUGGUUAUUGUGCAAAGAGAUUGUAGAUGCCUUCUUCUUGGUUUAUUUUGAUCAAAUUUGGAGUAGACUGAAAAUGUCAGCACCUAUGGUUUGGCCCCAUCGGCUGCAGUUCAGCAAAUGUCAUUAUGAAAAACCACAUUAGAACGUCCAACUUUCAGUGGCAAUAAUAGGCUGAGACUGCUGGACAAAGCUGUUCCCGGUUUCACAGCUUAUUAUCGCUGGCCACAGUUGUAAUGAUUCACUUCCUUAUUCGCCAAGUAGAAGCUGACAAGUCAAGCUUUAGA